AUGACCCGCGUUGGAAACCAGACUAACUCAACAGAUCCUGCGGCUGUCAACUCGCGGAUAUUCGUCGGCAACCUCAACACUCACGUCGUCUCGAAGGAGGACGUCGAACGUCUCUUCAAGAAAUACGGGAAAAUCAUCGGGAUCUCCAUGCACAAAGGAUACGCGUUCGUUCAAUACACCGAUACGUACGACGCGAGGAACGCGAUACUCGGCGAGGACGGCCGAACGGUAGCGGGACAAAUAUUGGCGAUCUCACACGUGAACAUGGUCUCGGAGCCGAAGCCUCAUCAGGUGAUUACUCGAAAGCGUCUCAACCUUGCACCUGACCCUUUCUCGGCGGUCGCGCAGACUCCGAUUAUCACGGCCGCGCUGCCAAGUCUGCUGCAAGGGGUCGGCCAGCAGAACGCUGCCGUCGCAGCGGUCACGCAGGCCGCCAUUCGGCAGAAUUUGGGCUCCCCCGUGAAACGGCAACGGACAGAUAGCGCCGGGAAUAAUUUCUCUGGAAGUCGAACGAAAAAACAAAAUGGUCUCAAGAGCCCGACCGGUAAACCGACGAGCUCGGUCUCAAUGCCAUCGAUGCCUGACGCCGAUAUCCUUAUCUGCGGGAACUGUCGAGAAGUUUUUCCCUCGCUGCAGAAACUCGUCGAGCACAAACGUCAGCGGUGUCGCCUCCGUUUUACGUGCAGAUGCCAACCAAGCUCCAUAACGGGCGACAGCCCGGAUUGUCCCGCACCAGUCUGCGCUCAGUGCUUGUACCGGUGCGCGUCGUGGUGGCAACUGGUCUGCCACAUGGAGUCGACCCAUGGCUUGGUGCUUUACCAGCACGCCCCAACUCUCGCUCAGAUAAAUAACAGUAUCCUCAACAAUAACAACAACAACAAUAACUCAUUCCUUGUCAACGAGAGCGACGACGGAGACAACGCGGGCUGUGCUUCGAAUCACGAUGACAUGAGCGAGGAAAGUAGCGACAUCCAGGGCAUCAACUGUCUCAGCGAAAACAUUUUGGAGAAACAAGCGACCAGUAGCGACCCCGGAUCCUUCUUGGAACAAGUGGAGCUCGACAAACUCCCUCUAGAACUGAGUCAACCGAAGGAUUCGGAAGUUUCGACCGAAGACGGUGAAUCCUGAGCGAAUUGUUUAUUUUUAGUAUUGCAAUUGAGUCUCAAAUCUCCAGGGGAAGAGUAAACCCAAAAGUUGAUGGUGACGUCCGCUUCCGUCAACUGAAAUUCGGUCGACGUCAUCGGGAAACUCAUUCGUUGAGCGGCAGGAGUCGAACUCGCUGUCAAUGCUCUUCAAAAGCUGCUCCUGAUAGUGAUGA
Molecule: messenger RNA, 1318 nt
Organism: Galendromus occidentalis (western predatory mite)
Lineage: Eukaryota; Metazoa; Arthropoda; Arachnida; Mesostigmata; Phytoseiidae
Product: heterogeneous nuclear ribonucleoprotein C
Exons: 9
Coding region: 1-1128 (375 amino acids)
Cellular component (GO): nucleus
Molecular function (GO): RNA binding
Source: RefSeq, a predicted model, not a curated record